CCAUUAUGCUAGAAUAUAAUUUUCUUUGUUAUUAAUAGCCUAUGCCUUUACUGGCUAGCCUAUGUUCCAUGCUGAUCCGUUCCACGGUUUUGCCAUGGUUCUCUUGUAGCUUGGCCGGGUCUUAUUACACAUUUGUGAAGGGCGGGCCUUUAAUGUGUUGCUGCUACAGGGAUACCAAGAUGGAAAUCCAGGGGCUUGCUGAUGCCCAAAACACUCACUAUCAACAUGGCGUCCCACGUAGAACAGGUUUGUCUCCGGCGAGAUCAACGACGGGGGCAUGUUCUAGCGCAAUUUCGAACGAAAACGAAGUGGGAGCGCUUUCUGAGUCUCGUAAAACGCACAGUGACAACAACAACAACAGGCCAAGGACCUCUCCAUUUCGCCUACUGGCAGAAAAUGGCAGUGGUGUCUGUCUGCCUGUACUCAAUAAGGCAAACGGUAAAAAUAUUCACAUGCAACUCCAGCCGCAAAGCCAUGCUGGGAAUAGUGGGAGUCGUAACGUGACAGUGGUGAAGGACAAGGAUUUUAGUGGGUUACAAACAACCUCCGACUUCGUAAGAGGCGUUUCAAAAUACGACGUGGAGAACGAAGAUCGCUCAUUGCAAAUGGCGCUGCCGCUCUUUGACGGGGAAGAUGGCUACUCUGAGCAUUCGCAGCAGUGUCAGCAGCUAACGUUAAACAAGAGUUUACGGCAGCAACAUCUAGACGGCGCCACCCUUCAGCAAUCACUGGUAAGCGAAAAUACAGUAACACUGAGGAGCAACAAUACAGGCGUAGCCAGCGCCAGAACUGAUGAAUUGUAUGUGGAUUUCAAUGUUGUACAGGAAGGAGAUGUUAACACGGCUCGGAGAGACCAGCCAGUCCCUUGCUUGACUAAAGAUGGGGAGCGGGUAAACGGUAAGGCCGCGGAAUCCUCCGAAAUCAAGACGUUCAGUUCAAUGGAGGUGCACAGCACACCACUACUUCUGGAACAGGAUGAUGAGUUGAAUGUUAUUAGCCGAACACUUGCUUCACAACCCACGCCACUGUCAGAUGUUAGUUUUAUUAGUGCUUCCGAGCGAGUGUCAGAUUCUACUGUAACAGACGUAACGAGACAGGGAACGUGUCUUGAGUCUGAAAAUGGAAACAUUGUUUUGUCGAACGAAUAUGGCGAGACGGUUCGUCAUACCCAUCUCUCUCGCGAAAUAAUUUCUGAGAAUGACCUAACAUCCACAGUGUUAGCUUCAAGCGAGCUGUCAUCUCAGUCAUUGACAAAGAGUGCCUCACCCAUGAUUACGACAAACGAGGAUAUUAUGGAUUCGGUAGAGAUGCCUGACGCUGGAAACAACUCGGAGUACAUGUCCGACUUCACAGGCUUAUCAGAAGCUUCAGCCAGCGUAGACAACCGGGCCUCAAGUGGCAUUGCGCCAGCAUCGUCCCACGAGACGUUCUCAGGCACAAUCAUGAUCAACAACCAAAGUAUCAUCGUCACAAUUGAGAACGGAGUGCUGACCUUAGCCGCACCCCCCGAGGGUUACACGUAUAAAGACGACGGGAUGGUCAGUCUGAAAGAGCAUCUUGGCAUGAAGGACCAUGAAGACAUUGUUCUUCUCAAUUAUGACAGUGGUACCAAAUCAAUAGGAAAGAUCAGCAACGUUGCUGUGAGCACGCAGCAAGAUGAGCCAAAAGCUGGCCUGUCUGUGAGUGACUCGGAGCUAAACCUGGCGGACGACUGCUCCCUUUCAGAAAUCGGUGCUCCUUUAGAUUCCUGCACUUCCAUCAAGCAGGAGGAUGUCAGGUUGUGUGGCAUGGACGAGGGUGGCCCCGUGGCAGUACAACCUCCUAAAAACGUCUCCAUGGUGACCGGUGAUGACGAGCUGCAUCCCGUGAGCCUAGUUGGUGUUGCGGGGCUGUCCAAAAAAGCCGCCCUGGUGACCUACUGCUGCCCGCAGCCUGGCUGUACGAGCAGCUUCCAGACGAGGCAAAAGCUGAAGCUUCACCUGCUCUUCCACACCGAGGAUCAGCGGCCCUUCAAGUGCACAGUGGAGGGCUGCGGCUGGUCCUUCACCACCUCCUACAAGCUGAAGCGCCACCUGCAGUCCCACGACAAGCUGCGCCCCUACCGCUGUGAGUGGGAGAACUGCGGCCGGCGCUUCACCACCGUCUACAACCUGAAGGCGCACGCCAAGGCCCACGACCGCGAGAACGCCUUCGCCUGCGAGGUGUGCAGUGAGCGCUUCCGCAGCGCCACGCGGCUCACCAACCACCAGCGGACUCACUUCGAGCCGGAGAGGCCAUACAAGUGCGAGUUUCCUGGCUGUGAGAAGACGUUCAUCACCUUCAGUGCCCUGUUCUCUCACAACCGAACGCACUUCAGGGAGACGGGCCAGUUCAGCUGCACUUUCCCAGGCUGUGAUAAGCGCUACGACAAGGCCUGCCGGCUCAAGAUCCACCUGCGCAGCCACACAGGCGAGCGGCCAUUUGUAUGCGACUCCGAGGCCUGUGGGUGGACCUUCACUAGCAUGUCAAAGUUACUGAGACAUAAAAGGAAGCACGAUGAUGACCGGCGUUUCACCUGCCCGGAGGAGGGCUGUGGCAAGUCCUUCACCCGUGCCGAGCACCUGAAGGGUCACAGCAUCACGCACCUGGGCACCAAGCCCUUUGAGUGUCACGUGGAAGGUUGCAAUGCUAAGUUCUCGGCCCGCAGCAGCCUGUACAUCCACUCGAAGAAGCACCGUCAGGAUGGUGCGUGUCUGCGCAGCCGCUGCCCCGUGGCUGGCUGCACCAAGCACUUCUCGUCUCGCAGCAGUCUCAGGAGCCACAUGUUCAAGCACCAUAACCUCAGCGCAGAUGUGUUGAGUCAGCUGGAGACUACCACCACCACCUUGACCCCCAGCAGCGAGCUGACCAGUGGUGCCCAGAAUACCGGCCCCAACGCAGGGCCCUCUGGAGCGGAGAUGGCCAGCCUGGACCUGACCUCCCUCUUCUCUAGUGUCCCUGCCGGGGCCGUGGCCGGUCCAGGGGCCAGUGUGGGCGGAUCAGGGGCCGCUGCCGCCUUCACCAUGGACAUGUCUCUGGUCAGCAGCGGGAUCCUCACCAUAGACCCAGCCUCGGUGGGCUCCGCGCUGGGGACCAAACCCGUGGACCCCCUGAUCCUGGCAGCCAGCACGGAUAUGGGCCCCCACGUGCUAGACACGGGCCCCCCCGGGGUGCUCCCUCAAGGGGCCCUGAACCUGGACGACGUUCAGACGGUCAACCCCGAAGCGCUUGGCUCGCUCACAGCCCUGGCCAUCCAGGGGCCCGCCGGUCCGGAGCAGCUGCAUGCCCUCAGCUCCUCCAGUUCGCUGGCCUCCGAGCCCCCUUCGUCCUCCCUCACCCCCGCGCUGUCUUCCUCACUCACACCCACGCUCUCUGCGUCUUCCACGCUCACGGGGACCGCUGUGCCAGACCUCCUGUCGGCGCCACUCAAAGCUGACGCUAGUGUUGGUGGUCGAGCCUCGGGGCCCCUGCUCAGCGGAGGGGUGGAGGUUCUGGAGCAAACGGACAGCAAGGGGAUGAACCAGUUUGUGUUCCCCGCUCACGGCAGCGCCUAUGGCAGCCAGAAGGACACUGAUCUGGGGGCAGUGACGCCAUGCCCCUUUCUGGACAGUGGUGGUUCGGCUCGGACUGAUUACAGAGCCAUCCAGCUGGCGAAGAAGAAGAAGCAGAAGACCCCAGCAGGCUCUGCAGGUGCAGGCCAGCGGAAGGGUAAAGGCGGUAAGGGUGGCAGCGCUGCUGUGCCUUUGGCUCCAUCCAGCGCACGCUUUGGGGAAGGAGGUGCCUCUGCCAGUGGGGGCUUGACCAUCCGAGACCCAGUGACUGGAGCUCAGUAUGUGCAGAUUCAGCUGUUACAGGAUGACCCUACCAGCGAUGGGGAUCUGGCAUUUCAGUUGAGCUCCCAGACAUCCAGCUCUCACUCACAGCUAACAGUUGAUCUGCCAGUUAACAUCCUUCAGGAGCCCUCCGCCAUGACAGAAGAUGAUAAUGGAUCCGACAACUCUCAGUUCGCAGGGAGCACCAUUAACCUGCAGGACUUGGAGUGAGGGCUCACACCCGCUGUCAGAGACCGCCGUCUCACACACCAGUCGGCAGACAAUGAACUGAAAGCCUGGACAUGGCCUGCCAGUUUUUGAUUCCAAAGGAAGACUUUCUUAACUUUUCUUGUCAUUAUUUGUACAGCUCUUUUAUAUCAUUAGUGACUUUAAAAGUAAUCAAACAUUUUUCAAUGGGAUGUGAUGCACCUUGGGAUGGAUUUGUCAUUGAUGUUGAGAUGGGGAAAUGUUUUUUACGGUUCGGAGUGUCUGGGGAAUGGCUGGCAACCUUGGUUGUUUAUUUUUAAGGUUAACAUCAAACUUGUUGUGAUAGACAAUUUUGUGAGAGUGGCCAGACACAGCAUAUCACAUCACCCAUGAACUCUGUGUGAGGCAUCAUGGCACUUCUUCUUUCAACCUGUCUUGUGGUUUUUGGUUAUGCCAUUUGGUGUCUCUUGGCACCAGUGCUCCUUUGCCUUUAACAUAACGUCUAAGCUUCUCUAUUAUGCCUUGUGCACUUAAGCAAAAACCAUGGAACAAAUGCUUCAGGCCCUCGGUUUUGGUGACAUUUUGUUUUAUGUUACUUGACAUUUAUUUUUGUAUUCCUCGUCUUUGAGACCUUAAAAUGAUGUAUGUUCCCAUGUUUAUAAAAAGAUAAAUGAAAUUAUGUUUUUUUUUUUUGUUUGUUUGUUUGUUUUUAUAUCUGUAAUGUAAGAAAUUAACUUUCUUGUUAUUUAUUAGGUUGGAUUUACAUGACUGAGCAAUCAAGUUGAUUAAAGGUUUCAAUACCUAUGA
Molecule: messenger RNA, 4844 nt
Organism: Clupea harengus (Atlantic herring)
Lineage: Eukaryota; Metazoa; Chordata; Actinopteri; Clupeiformes; Clupeidae
Product: zinc finger protein ZXDC
Biological process (GO): regulation of transcription by RNA polymerase II
Cellular component (GO): nucleus
Molecular function (GO): transcription coregulator activity
Source: RefSeq, a predicted model, not a curated record